AUGUUCACACUAGAAUGGCUUCAAGGAUGUAUCCUGUGCGCAUACUAUCACCUUGCCAGCAAUCCAAAGCAAGACACCGAGCUCUUGGUUGAUGCGUACAGAUUAGAACUACAUGAAAUGGAUAUGGGAAAUGAUCAAAAUCCGUCGGACCAUAAUCAAGGCCAGUCAGCCGAACCUCUUCUAGCAGAGAUCUGGGUUACCAAAGAGGAACAACGCCGGGCCUGGUGGUUGGUCUGGGAGCUGGACACAUUUCUCUCCGCGACUCUCUGCUAUCCUUCUACCAUCGACCGCUCAAGAAUGCACGUGUUGCUCCCGGUCUCAGAUGAAGCGUGGUUCAUGGAAAUGCCUGCCCCGUCUGCUUCAAUACAUCCGGAGAUCUCAAUUUGCUGGAAGAGCUUACUGAAGUCACCAAACAGGAGCGAACGGGCAUGGUUCUUGGUCAGCACUCAUAUCGCCACACACAUCUACGAACUUGGGCAGCGAGCGAAGGUCCGUGGGAAAGACAUCGAAGUCCUUGAAAGAGCCCGAUCAUCCUUUUGCGUCACGUUUCAGAAGGAGUUUCGCGAUGGCAUCAAGGACCCAACAUUCGAUGCCUCCAAUUAUGCCAGAAAGAACUGGCUGCUGUUGAGCCAACUGAUGCUAGAAUCCUUUUUACAAAUUCUAGCUGCGAUGUUGCGCGAGUAA
Molecule: messenger RNA, 684 nt
Organism: Cladophialophora psammophila CBS 110553
Lineage: Eukaryota; Fungi; Ascomycota; Eurotiomycetes; Chaetothyriales; Herpotrichiellaceae
Exons: 2
Coding region: 1-684 (227 amino acids)
Biological process (GO): DNA-templated transcription
Molecular function (GO): zinc ion binding; DNA binding
Source: RefSeq, a predicted model, not a curated record